UUAUUCCUAUUCCUCACCACAACUAACUUUCUUUUUUGGAUUUUCCAAGCCUCUGUGGAGUAGAAGGCUUUUCAGGAAGCAGCAGAGAAUGGAUUUCCAGGGUGGAAAAAGAAUGAGGUCAGAAAGUAAAGUAAAGGAAUCCACAAACAACAUUUCUCAAAGCAAUGCAAGACAGGUAGUUGAACAGGACAGCCCCACCUGUCCCACAAAUAAACUUUGAUUUAAUCACAUCAUAAUAGCCAUUACAAUCUUAUACAGUUCUCAUGAGUGUACCCAUUUGCCCACAGGAUUAGCAUUCCAAAAAGAUAAUUGAAAUUGUAAAAGGAAUAAAGGGUCCCAAGCUAUGAUAGCCUUAACUUGCUUUACAAGUCUUCAUCUUGCAAUGGCAGCUACGGUUGGUUCUUUACUUUUUCGCAUAGCUGGCCAGCGCCAUGUGUGGGGUUCUUUUGAGGAUGAUUGGGUUUGUAUAGUCUUUAAGAAUUAUCUCGGCCAACACAUUUGAUUGAUGCUUUUGGCCCCACAAUCCGAACAAGUUUCUUAGCUUGACCCUUGAACAGGACAUGCAUGAUGCAUUUGAGAGCUGAAUUCUGAAAGGGGGCGUUGUGGAAUUUCAGCUAUACGCGUUAUUUGAGAUUGAUCGAGAAUUAAUUAUGCUGUUGUGGAUUCGGGCUCUUUGGUUUGGCUGUAUCAAAGAUCACACAGAAGCUCACUAGCUGAAUCUGGAGAUUUUCAAGUAAGUUUUGGCUGGCCCCUUUGUAUUUAGUUUUGUCUGGGUUUGGGGUAAUUUGUCAUAUUUAGUAUUAGUACUUGUGUUGGGACUGUCAGUUGAGUGAGAGUGAGGCAACUUUUUAUUUGUUGCUCUUAUCCCAGAACUUGAAGGGCCUAGCAGGAAAACGGCUGUAUUGUAUUAGAAUUGAGUUAGUUAUAGAGGUUGAUUUAGAAGAGAAACAGAGGAAAUGGCAUUGCAUACAAAGAAAGCAGCAUGCUUUGCGAUGAGUGGUAUUACUGUAGUGUCAGUAUUUUGCUAUAGAUUUGUUACAAAACAUCCUUUCAUCUCGUCCCUGCUCUGCAGUCUUGGGGUGUUGUAUAUAUGUUAUCCCAAGGUGUUUUUCUUUUUGGUUUCAUCUUCCCCUGUUCUUGUCUCAACUGCUCUAUUGCUGGGAACACUUCUUAGCCUUGGGCAGCCGCAUAUACCUCAGAUUGAUGAUUUAGAUGAAGAGGAAGAAGAUAAUUUAGAAGCGUCAAGCAAAGCCCUUGAGGAUGAUGAAGAUGAGAAGAAGAGGAGCAUUAACAUCGUCGAUGAAACAAGUGGUGAUGAUGAUCCACUACUUCAGAGAACAGAUGUUAAUGACGAUGCUAGUUAUGUUGUCACAGAUGCUCCUGUCACAAAGGUGUUGAGGCGAAGAUUCGAGGAAGGGAUAGAUGAUUUCUCUGCAAGACGGUAUAUUGAUUCAGAAACUCUUCUGGGAAGGAGGACAGAGAUUGUAGAAACGAUUGAAGAAGAGGAAGAGCAAUCUAACGUGGAAGACUUGGAUGAUAGUGAUGAUCGAAUUAGAAAUGAUGCACUUCCUGAAAGUGUGGAUUUCACACCAAUCCACAAAAGGAAAGUGGAAGAAGUUGCAGCAACUGAAGACAAAGGAGCAGCAACCGCCGUUGAUGAAUUCAAUCAUAUUGUUGAAACUAAUUUGGAGAAGGAACCAGAAAAUAUGGCUCAUAAAGGGGAAAUAUCAGAGAAAACUGGGGAGGAAGCUACCCUGGAAGGUGUAGGAGGGCAUGCCAUAGAAGGUAAUAUAAAGGAAGCACAUGAAAGCGAAGAUCUUGCAAAAUCUAUCCAUUUCAGUGAUACAGAGACUAUGAUUGAGAGAUCUUUAGAAAAACCAAUGAAGGAAAUUGAGGAAGAAAUGCCUCUACUAGGCCAUCCAAGCUCUUCAACUCCCGAGAUCAAUGAAGAGGUCCUCCAUCCAAGAAAGGUAGACGUUGAUUCCUCUGAAGGGACCUCUGAAUCACAAGGCAUCAACGACAAUGCUGAAGCUACAGUCAGGGAUGAGCCUCAAGCAAAGGUUUCAGAUGAUGUAGAGGUAGAAAAUGCCCAGAAGCCUUCCCUUGAGAAUUUCUUCUCAUUAGAGUUGCGUUCCUCUUGGAAGAGAUUUACACAGCGUCAUAGUCCAUCAGAUUCUGGUUCAGAUGCUGCAGAGAGUAUAUCUUCAGAUGCUUCAUUGGGUCAAUUAGAUCCCAUGUUUGAUGAACACCAUCCACUCUUAGCAUAUGAGGGAUCCAAGGCAUCUUCGGUAAGUAAUAGUAGUGUUGAAGAAGGGUUUCAUGUGGAAGAUUUCUCUCCAAGAGAACCGGUUUCUGAAGGCUUCGUUGCAUUCCCAGAUGAGCCUCAAGUUCCAUCUGAUGUACAUGAAGACGAGGAAGAGGAAGAGGAGGAAGCAUCUAAUGAUUUUGGGUUCACAUGGACUGAAGAUGAUGAGAAAAAUCUCAGGGAUCUUGGACUUUCAGAGAGGGAGAGAAUGCAACAAGAAGAAAGACUUAUUGUUAAUCCACAUGUCCAGAAUCCUCAAGGAGCUCAGGAAGAAAAUUUGAUUGAUUUUUACUCAGAAGAGAGAGUUUCACAUAUAGAAGAGGAGAAUUUGGUGGAGAUUGGUAUUGCAGGGGAAACAGCAGCAAAGACAGCAGUUGCAAUUAACUCUGAAUCUGUAGAUCACCAACCUGAAGGGAAGAUUGGCUCAGCAAGCAAAGAGAUUGCACUUGAAAUGUGUCUCAACUCGAGCAACAGAGAGAUUCCUGCCAAUGUGCAUUUCGAUUCAGGACAUGAAGAACAAACAACUGAGCUUCAGUGCGAUCAGGUACACAAAGAGAACCCAAAUGCCUUGCUAGAAGAUAAUAGCUCUCUUGAUAACCUAGAUAAGUACAUGCCAAAUGAUUUAGAAUCACCAGAAGAUCAAAGCCAACCAUCGGGAGAUGCCUUCCUGGCUGAAGCUCGUCAAGAAAUGGCCCAUGUUGAGGCUAGCUCUAUCAAAGAAAUUGAAUCAGCACCAAAAGGUGUCAUUGUAGAGGAUGUAGAAAAUAUGCUUGAAGAAAUUCAGGUUAAUUUUCCAAAGAGUUCUCUACAAUCCACUGAAACAAGUGAAGUAGCUCAGCUGACUUCUUCUACCAAAGAUCAGAUGCAUGAAGAAGGUGUACUUGCUGAUGUUGCUUCAAUACAAGAACAAUCAAAAUCCCACAAAAACACAGUGCUUGAUGAUGAUUUAAAUUCUUCAUCUUCAUCGGUUGAUGAAACUGAAAAAGAAUCAGCAGCUGUGCAAGAAGAAUGUGGGGUUAUUUCUCCAGAGAACUCUGGAGAUCACAGUCAAGAUGUUGAAGCAGAUAAUGUGUUCCCUGCUCCUGUUCAUGAGAUUCAGCGGGAAAGUAUGGACACCGUUGUAGAAAAUCUUUCUACAGAGGAACAUGAAUCCAGAUGGGAGGAAAACAAAGAGGCAUCUGAUGAUCUGAAGAACUCUGAAAAUCACAGUCAAGAUGUUGAAAUGAAAGAUAUGUUAUCUGUUCCUGUCGUGGAGAUUCCGAGGGAAACUAUAGACACUGUUGCAGAAGUUCAUUCUACUGAGGAAUAUGAUUCUGGAGAGAAAGAAGGCAAAGAGGCAUCUGAUGAUUCAAGUUCUUCUGCAUCAGAGAAAAUUGACGUGACUGCAAUGGAAGUGAUGGUGGAUAAAUCUGCAGUUAUGGAUGAAGAUAUUAAAGUCCUUUCCCCUAAGGAUUUUUCAGAAUCAAUGGAAAUGAUUGAACCAUUCAGCCAAGAUGCUUCUUUAGCAACAGAGGUGCUGAGAGAUGAUUCAACUACACUUGUAGAAGAAGCUUUCUCUGAGAACCAACAUGAAAAAAUGGAAGCAACACAUUAUGAUUUAAGCUCUCCUGCAUCAGGCGAGUUUGAUUUGGCAACAGGGGAACUUACUGCAGAGGAUUCUACCUAUAAGCAUGAUGUGGUACAAAUUGAGUCUCUCAAGGUGGAAGAACAACCAAAAGAGAAAGAGCGCGCAAUUGAGGAAGAUUCUAGCCUAGAGACUGAGAAAACUGAGAAACGCUUAAAGGACACAAGCUGUUCGGCAUCAGCAGAAACAGAAUCAACAUCUGGUGAGUUUCUUGAAGGGGUAGUUGGUAAACAUGAAGAAAUUAAUGAAGUUCCUCUGAAGAUCUCUCAAGGAUCAACUGAAAUAACGGAAGCUGUGCUUGGGGAUAAUUUACCAACUGCCAGGGAGAUGGAUUUUUCAGAAGCGCAAGGAGUAAAAUUGGAGGAGCAUAAAGAACUAUCUGAUGAUGAUGAUUUGAGCUUUUCCGCAACAAAUAUAGCUACUUCUGAUAACCAAGGGUUGAUAAUGCUUGAUGUCAAGUCCAAGGAGGAACUUGCAUCAGUCUUUGAGCAUGUGGUUUCACAUGAAUUGGACGCAACAAAUACAGCUACUUCUGAUAACCAAGGGUUGAUAAUGCUUGAUGUCAAGUCCAAGGAGGAACUUGAAUCAGUCUCUGAGCAUGUGGUUUCACAUGAAUUGGACAAUAAAUAUGAAGAAAGUCAUUUAGUUCCUUCAGAGACUGAUCAGGAAUCUACUGCAACAAUUGAACAAGGUGAGCAAGAUUCUACUCUUCAAAUGCAUAUGCCCAGAGAUGCUUUUAGCGAAGAUGCUGUAUCAGAAGAACAACAACCAGUACCAGAAGAGACCAAAAACACAUCUGAUGAUUCCAGCUCUUCUGCAUCAGACAUAAGCUCGUUUGAAAGGAUAGAGGAACUGACCAGUACUGAGAUUAAUUCUAAAGAGCAAAUUGAAGCAGCUCUCAAGGAAGCUAUUGCAGAAGAAGUAUCCCAUAAGAACAAGGAGGUUCAAUUCGGUACCAGAAGUAUCCCAGAAGAAGAAGAACGACAACCAGUACCAGAAGAGAUUGCAAACACAUCUGAUGAUUCCAGCUCUUCUGCAUCAGACAUAAGCUCGUUUGAAAGGAUAGAGGAACUGACCAGUCUUGAGAUUAAUUCUAAAGAGCAAAUUGAAGCAGCUCUCAAGGAAGCUAUUGCAGAAGAAGUAUCCCAUAAGAACAAGGAGGUUCAAUUCAGUCCUACACUAGUUUCCGAGAGACCCACUGAAACAUUUGAACCAACAAUACUAGAAUCUCCUCCAGAGAUAGACAUGCAGAGAGAUGUUUCGCCUUCUGAUAUACCAAGCACCUCGCUGACAGAAGAGUACCAUUCAGAAUCUGAGAAAACUGUAGAAGCAUGUAAUGACAUGAAUUCUGCUGCAAUGGAAGUAAGGAAAAGACCUUCAUCUGAUGGUGGGGAGAUUCAGUAGCAGAGGAGUUUAGUUUAAAAGUGUUUGACUGAUUUAUUUUUUGCAACAGUUGGCAUGAUUUUCCGUUCAACCCUCUUACAGAAACCAACGGUGUAGAUAGACCUUUCACUUUUUUGUCACCUCUAGUGUGUUUAUUGUUCAAAAAGCCAUACCAAUUUACCCCAUUGAGGAUCACAGGUACUGUUAUUAUCACCUGUUUCCUAGCAUAUGGACAUGUGAAUCAGGUGUUGCAGAUGAAAAGGUUUAUAGAAUUCAGAUCAACCAGAUGUCGCAGAGUGCAGACCAACUGAUAUUGGUUUUUCUCUAAUCUGUCAAGGGUUUAUGCAGAUGCAAGUAUGUUGUCCAUAUGAAAACUGUGAGAGUAAAACCACAGCAUCAGAACAGUGUUGCCUAUUAGUUUUUUUUUGGAUUUUUGUCACUACUAAAUAGUAAAUAUGCACACCAAUGACUCCCGAGAAGUCUCAUUCUAUUUGCUAUGAUUAAUAAUAAGCCAGUUUUGAGUGCAAUGCUCUAUUCCUUAAGUUUGCCAAUAUAAGAGGUCGUUUCUUCUGUGCAGGAGGAAACAGUUUGGCUGGUCAUUGAAAAUGCAGUUUCUGUGUUGCUUGGCAACUGCUCUUCUGCAUUCUUUCCUUCUUUUUAGUGUUCGAAUUUUCCAGGCUUGAGUCUAGCAGGAUAUAUCGUCCAUCAACAUUCUUUGGUUUUGAUUGUCCUAUUUGGAAUAAUAGAUAAUUUUAGGGAGAUGAGUGUUUAGCUGCAGAUUCAAAUUUAUGCUUAUGAAAGUUGUGAAGAUGUUUACAUGGCUAUGGCAAGAUGGUUUUCAUCAUCUAGCCCUAAUGUAACUCUGUAAUGUGAAUCUAAUAUAUCAAGGCUUGAUUUUUUAA
Cryptomeria japonica (Japanese cedar) is the source of this 6214-nucleotide messenger RNA. RefSeq lists its product as uncharacterized. The record is from RefSeq and is a predicted model, not a curated record. The transcript has a single exon. The coding region runs from base 957 to 5333 and encodes 1458 amino acids. Lineage: Eukaryota; Viridiplantae; Streptophyta; Pinopsida; Cupressales; Cupressaceae.